ACCCUCGUCCCUCGACGCUCGACCCUCGACCCUCGACCAUCGACCCUAGACCAUCGACCCUCGACCAUCGACCCUCGACCCUCGACCCUAGACCCUCGCCCCUUGACCCUAGACCAUCAUCCCUUGAUUCUCAACGCUAGACCAUGGACUCUUGACCAUCGACCCUCGACCCUCGACCCUCGAACGUGGUCCCUCGACCUUCGACCCUCGACCCUCGACCAUCGACUCUCGACCCUCUACCCUAAACCCUCGACCCUCGACCCUCGAUCCUCGAUCCUCGACCCUCGUCCCUCGACCCUCGACCCUCGACCCUCGACCCUCGACCCUCUACCAUCGACCCGAAACCCUCGAUACUCGAUAUCGACACUCGACCCUAGACCCUCGACCCUCGAUGCUCCACGCUCGACCCUCGACCCUCGACCCUCGACCCACGACCCUCGAUCCUUGACUCUCGAGCCUCGAGCCUCGACCCUCGACCCUCGGCCCUCGACCGUCGACUCUCGACCCUCGACCUUUGACCCUCGACACUUGACCCUCGAUCCUUGGCCCUCGAUUCUAGAACCUCGAUGCUCGAACCUCGACCCUCGACCCUAG
Molecule: messenger RNA, 594 nt
Organism: Vigna radiata var. radiata (mung bean)
Lineage: Eukaryota; Viridiplantae; Streptophyta; Magnoliopsida; Fabales; Fabaceae
Product: extensin-like
Exons: 1
Source: RefSeq, a predicted model, not a curated record